AUACCCAGAAAAGACUUUAACCUCUAGGUCUAUUAAUCUGGCUUCUAUCACAGGGCAGAGUUAGUGGCAUUUUAUGUUCUCAAUCAUAACUAUAUUGCCCUUGGUAUGCUGUAGCAAUUUUGUUCUCUUUCUAUCAAAGUUUUGUUAUUUUACCCUAGGAAUGGAAAAUGUACAAAUUGAUGAUAUCACACAGGUGGGUGUUUACAACCUUGACAAUUUUACACACAGGUGGGAAUUUUCUCAUGUGGGAAUUCACUUGAGUUUGCAGAGGGCCAGCAGAUCGCCCUCAGCUGCCGUCCUUAUAAAGUUCAGGAAGGACUCUGAAUUCUAGACUCCAGGAAAACCUGGCCAUGAGGUUGAUCCUGUUUUUUGGUGCCCUUUUUGGGCAUGUCUACUGUCAAGAAACAUUUGUGGGAGACCAAGUUCUUGAGAUUGUACCAAGCAAUGAAGAACAAAUUAAAAAUCUGCUACAAUUGGAGGCUCAAGAACAUCUCCAGCUUGACUUUUGGAAAUCACCCACCACCCCAGGGGAGACAGCCCACGUCCGAGUUCCCUUUAUCAGCGUCCAGGCAGUCAAAGUGUUCUUGGAGUCCCUGGGAAUUGCCUACUCUAUCAUGAUUGAAGAUGUUCAGGUCCUGUUGGACAAAGAGAAUGAAGAAAUGCUCUUUAACCAGAGAAGAGAACGGAGUGGCACCUUCAAUUUUGGGGCCUAUCAUACCCUGGAUGAGAUUUCCCAAGAAAUGGAUAACCUCGUGGCUGAGCACCCUGGGCUAGUGAGCAAAGUGAAUAUCGGCUCUUCUUUUGAGAACCGGCCGAUGAACGUGCUCAAGUUCAGCACAGGAGGAGACAAGCCAGCGAUCUGGCUGGAUGCCGGGAUCCAUGCUCGAGAGUGGGUUACACAAGCUACUGCAGUGUGGACAGCAAAUAAGAUUGCCUCUGAUUAUGGAAAGGACCCAUCCAUCACUUCCAUUCUGGACACCCUGGAUAUCUUCCUACUGCCAGUCACAAACCCUGAUGGAUACGUGUUCUCUCAAACCAAAAACCGUAUGUGGCGGAAGACCCGGUCUAAGGUAUCUGGCAGCUUCUGCGUUGGUGUGGAUCCUAACCGGAACUGGGAUGCAGGUUUUGGAGGACCUGGAGCCAGCAGCAACCCUUGCUCUGAUUCAUACCAUGGACCCAGUGCCAACUCUGAAGUUGAAGUGAAAUCCAUAGUGGACUUCAUUAAGAAUCAUGGAAAAGUCAAGGCCUUUAUUACCCUCCACAGCUAUUCCCAGCUGCUCAUGUUCCCCUAUGGGUACAAAUGUACCAAGUCAGAUGACUUUAAUGAGCUGAAUGAAGUGGCCCAAAAGGCUUCCCAGUCUCUGACAAGCCUGCAUGGCACCAAGUACAAAGUGGGACCAAUCUGCUCUGUCAUCUACCAAGCCAGUGGAGGAAGCAUCGACUGGUCCUAUGAUUAUGGCAUCAAGUACUCAUUUGCCUUUGAACUGAGAGACACAGGGCGUUACGGCUUCCUCUUGCCAGCCAAUCAGAUCCUGCCCACGGCCGAGGAGACCUGGCUUGGCUUGAAGUCAAUCAUGGAGCAUGUGCGAGAUCACCCCUAUUAGGCCCCUGGCGAAUAAACAGGAGCUAUUAAAAUCUCUUUGGUCUGAAGCAA
Saimiri boliviensis boliviensis (Bolivian squirrel monkey) is the source of this 1654-nucleotide messenger RNA. It is a transcript of the gene CPA2, whose product is annotated as carboxypeptidase A2. NCBI's taxonomy places the organism in Eukaryota, Metazoa, Chordata, Mammalia, Primates, Cebidae. The record is from RefSeq and is a predicted model, not a curated record. Gene Ontology annotation, biological process: proteolysis. Gene Ontology annotation, molecular function: zinc ion binding; metallocarboxypeptidase activity.